UCCUACCCUAUCUGUGUUGGUGUCCUCUGUGAUUUCGAUUUUUCUCUUAAUCCAUAAUCCAUAGAGCAAUGUUAAAUAUUUAUUAGUACGUCUCAAACUAAAGUUAGUAAUUUUGCACGGUUUGCAUCUGCAAAGCACUUACGUUUCGUUUGUUCAGAAGUUUGAUAGCAUAUUUGUGACCGUCUUUUUCAUCGAGAACAAAAUAAGUGAACAUGGCUAAACCUAAAAAGGACGAUACAUCCGAAGAAGCGAAGAAAAUAGUUGACGAUGCGAAGAAUUUUAUUGAAAAAGCUAUAUCAGAUAUAGGAAAAACUUCAGCAACAAAGCAGCUAAUUUUAGGAACUGCGUCAGGAUGGGUUACAGGAUUUAUUACUAUGAAAAUUGGAAAACUCGCUGCAGUUGGUAUCGGUGGAGGUGUUAUUUUAAUGCAUAUUGCGAGCCAAAAAGGUUACAUUGACAUAAAUUGGGAUAAAAUUAACAAGAGGGUUGACAAAAUAACUGAUAAAAUUGAAAAAGAAACCACUGGGAAAUCUCCUGAUUGGUUUGAAAAAGUUGAAAGGUUUGUAGACCGUAAAAUGGAUAAAGCUGAAGAACUAUUAAAGAAAAAAGAACACAAAGCUAAACGUUGGUACAAUGAUUUUAUCGGAGAUGGUCAUUACCGUGCAACUGAGACACAUGUAUUUAUGGCAUCUUUUGUUGCUGGAAUCGCCCUUGGACUUAUUUGUGGCAAAUAAUUACCUAGUAGUUGGAGUAGAAUAGUAUAAUAGCUAAAGAAAAAAAUCUCAUAUUCUU
Molecule: messenger RNA, 792 nt
Organism: Melitaea cinxia (Glanville fritillary)
Lineage: Eukaryota; Metazoa; Arthropoda; Insecta; Lepidoptera; Nymphalidae
Product: FUN14 domain-containing protein 1A
Exons: 3
Coding region: 213-734 (173 amino acids)
Biological process (GO): autophagy of mitochondrion
Cellular component (GO): mitochondrial outer membrane
Source: RefSeq, a predicted model, not a curated record